GGCACAUUUACUCAUUCUAAUGUGAUAAAUUUAUCUAAGAAAAAUUCUUCCUUCAGCGUAUUACCAAAAUUUCCGACAAAUAAGCUGGCUACAAAUGUUUGAGAUAAAGCCAUUAAAAGAGAAAUUGAUUUGGAAAAACGAAGGACUGUAUUCCCAAAUCAAAAUGAACAAGAUUUGAACACAAAAGAAGCGAUGAUAUUUGUGAGGCUUAUCAACCAUAGAGAAAUUGCUGAUAUGUCACACUGGAAAGAGGUUGACUCCUGAUUCAUCUGUGAUCGAUCUCAUUAUACAGUUAUUAGGUUUGAAUCAAUUCUUGAAUAUCUCGAAGAACUUCCAAAAACAGUAAAUAAAGCAGAAGAAGCAUUAAUUAUGCGAUAUGUAAAGCACCAUAACCCUUUGUUUUAUGAACUAGAAGUAGGAAAUUUAGAAGAAAAUACUACCUACAUCUGUGGAACCCACACAGAUUGGAAGAUAAAAUAAGAUGCAUGAUUUUGAUAAUCUCUCACAACUUCUAAGGAACGAUGAAGACUCUGAAGAUUCAGAUCAGGAAAUUAUCCAACCUCAGCAAACUCUUCUUGCGUAUAGACAUGAAAUGGACCAUAAUAUUUGCGGUUAUAAUAAACUCAGGGAUGAAUCUUCAUAUAAAAUACAUCAUGUACCAGAUUUAGGAAGAAGAGCUCAUCUAAUAGAAACAGAACUUACAUUUUGCCAAGCUAGUUUCAUAACGCCUGGGAUGCAUGCUUGAGUGAUAUUUUACACAACUCUUGAAAAGAAAUUCAAGGAAAUAUUUUACAAAUUUCAUGUUCCGAUUCGAAAAGAAGAUAUUCAGAUCAGAAAACGAAAAUUAAAAGUUGUUGAAAAAUAUAGAAAGUUUGAUAAAAAUACGAGUGUGUUUAAAGAAUGGAAGGAAGAUAACCCUACUAUCAUCACCAAAACACUGAUUAAUGACAUAAAAUACUGGAAAGUGCCAAAUAUGAUUAGGGAUAAGAAAGAAUAUGAAGGUGUGAUCCAAGUAUUACUCAAAUAUUUACCUAAACUGAAGCAUAUUUAUAUUGACCUUAUAUCAAGUUCUGAGUACCCGCUAAUUUCAAGAUUUGACUUCUUCAAAUAUGCAGAACAAAUUGGAAUAAUAGAUGAAAAGUUGCCAGGACCUGAACUCGGUACACUCUUUGUUGCAACUAAUUAUGAGAUUGAGAAGAGAGAAGAUCUCAACUCUAAACUUGAGUUAUGUAGAUAUGAAUUCUAUGAGAUUUUAGUUAGGAUAGCUAAUGAUCGAUACAAAUAAGCAUGGAGAUGUUGCAACUUAUGCAGAAGCUCUUGAGCACCUGAUACAACAUAAUAUCUUACCAUACUCAUUCCCAAAACCAUGGAAAGAGUUCAGGGAUAAGAUUCUCUGGACCUUAGAAGUAAAUGAUAUUUUCCAAGUAAAUAUUGACUCUUUGAGAGAGAUCAAUAACAAGAUGAGCUUAGAAAAAUGAAUUGACUUAAUGACGAAUAAAAUCAAUUCUGGAUUAAACUUAUUUCAAGUGACUCAUUGAUUUGGAAUGUCAAGAAUGACCAUCAUGGAUGAGAUGCGCAAGCCAGUUUCAAUCCAUUUAAAGCUUACUGAAUUUCUAGAAUUUAUAGGCAGAUGAGCUAACUUAAUGGAAUUCAAUAAAGAAAACUCAGAUUCUGAAAGCGAAAAAGAGGAAGAACUAAAGGAAGAAGCUCCAGUGACAUUCUUGGACAAGCUACACAGAUUAUUAAAAUUAAUCCUCAUGGCGCAUCACAAAGAGCUAAAAGAACCUAUAGAAGAUGAAUUCUAUGAGUAUGAGAGUGAAUUCAUCUCUAACGACAAUAUCUCUGACUUUAACUAUAAGCCUUAAAUACCUCAAUUUGGUCUCUCUGCCUAAUAAUCUUCCCCUUAAAUUCCUCUACUAUUUCAAC
This is a messenger RNA of Moneuplotes crassus, 1926 nucleotides long. NCBI's taxonomy places the organism in Eukaryota, Ciliophora, Spirotrichea, Euplotida, Euplotidae. The record is from the annotation of a GenBank genome assembly.